Zea mays is the source of this 1790-nucleotide messenger RNA. Its product is annotated as liguleless 4. The record is from RefSeq and is a predicted model, not a curated record. Gene Ontology annotation, cellular component: nucleus. NCBI's taxonomy places the organism in Eukaryota, Viridiplantae, Streptophyta, Magnoliopsida, Poales, Poaceae. The transcript has 6 exons. Gene Ontology annotation, molecular function: DNA binding; DNA-binding transcription factor activity, RNA polymerase II-specific. Bases 564 to 1547 code for a protein of 327 amino acids. Gene Ontology annotation, biological process: regulation of DNA-templated transcription.
UGUCCCAAAGAAAAACCACCCACUUUCACAUCCCUAGCUAUUCCUUCCCUCUUUCCCGAUCUCACUGGCAGGCACUGCCUCCAUCAUCCUCCCAGAGAGAGACUGAGAGAGAGAGAGCGCAGCCGAGGCAGUUCGCCCGCAUGUAUCCCGCUGCUGCAGAGAUCACGCCCAGCUUCUGCGCCUGCAGCUCCAGCAGUAGCAGCACAAGGGGCUGCAGUGGAAACGGCCGCUGCUAGUUCCCGUUCUCCCCAUGAUCUCUGCCCUUUCCCCUACUUUUUCUUGUUCUUGCUUGCCCCUUUUCCUUCUGCGCUAGCUGCCGCUUCUUCGCCUUCCUGGAGCUUCCCGCAUCCACACAUACCUCUAAAGAACCAGACAAAUAAACGACACAGAACCGUCGGAGUCGUCUUCUACUACUGUCUCCAUUAUAUGGGUUUGUUGUGCACAGGUGCGCGUAGAUAGGUAGAACCGUAGAAGGCAGAUUAUCGCUCGAGGCAGCAGCUUGGUUGCUGGGGCACGCGAUCGAGCUCCAGGCAAGAAGAUUAUUGCAGGAAGGCGCGGCAGGCAUGGAGGAUCUGUACAGCAUCCACCCGGGGAUCUCACGCGCCGGGGGCGCCGCCACGGCGGCCAGCGAGGUGUCCGGGGUCGCCGGCGGACCAGGCUCGCCCCCUCCCCCGCCGUCGCAGCCCCCUCCGCCGCCGCCGGCGGAUCUGACGGAGCUGGUCAAGGCGCAGAUCGCCGGGCACCCGCGCUACCCUUCCCUCCUCUCCGCCUACAUCGAGUGCCGCAAGGUGGGCGCGCCGCCGGAGGUGGCCACGCUGCUGGAGGAGAUCGGCCGGGAGAGGUGCGCCGCCGCCUCUGCCGGCGGGGAGGUCGGCCUAGACCCCGAGCUCGACGAGUUCAUGGAGGCGUACUGCCGGGUGCUGGAGCGGUAUAAGGAGGAGCUGUCGCGGCCAUUCGACGAGGCAGCGUCCUUCCUCAGCAGCGUCCGGACGCAGCUCAGCUCCCUCUGCGGCGCCGCCGCCUCGCUCUCAGCAAUAUAUUAUAUGACUACUAAUCCCGAAACGACAAGUUCAUUCAACAUCGCAUUAGUUUAUGAAAUGGUAGGGUCGUCGGAGGAGGACGAAGCAUGCUCGGGAGGAGACACGGAGGCGACGGAGCCGGGGCAGCAGGAGCACAGCUCCCGCCUGGCGGACCGUGAGCUGAAGGAGAUGCUGCUGAAGAAGUACAGCGGGUGCCUGAGCCGGCUGCGGUCCGAGUUCCUGAAGAAGAGGAAGAAAGGGAAGCUGCCCAAGGACGCGCGGUCGGCGCUCAUGGACUGGUGGAACACGCACUACCGCUGGCCGUACCCUACGGAGGAGGACAAGGUGAGGCUGGCGGCGGCGACUGGGCUGGACCCGAAGCAGAUCAACAACUGGUUCAUCAACCAGCGGAAGCGGCACUGGAAGCCGUCCGAGGACAUGCGGUUCGCGCUCAUGGAGGGCGUCACCGGCGGCGGGCCCUCGUCCGGGACAACGCUCUACUUCGACACGGGCACCAUCGGGCCGUGACCACCACACUACCAGCUUGGGCAACGCAAAGUGCAUACGUUUUUCUUUGUGUAUAUGGGCGACAACGUGUCGGUAGGUACACUCAGCAUACUGGAGCUGCUGUCCAGUUCAGUUCAGUGCAUAUGGCCUCGUAAAGGACUCUGUACCAUGAUGAUGUAAUGCUAACUCCAACCCUUCUCACAAAUUUCUAUUUUUCUUAUUUUCUAUUUUAUAUUUAAAUAUCUUUUGUCCCAGUUUGCCUUC